GCUCCCGCCGCGCAGCGCUCCCCGGCCCGGAGCGAGCGGGCGAGGCCGGCGCGGGGGCCGGCCCGGCUUCCUCCUCGCCGCCCGCGGCCGUCCCCGGGCGGGCGCGCGCCGCGAUGGCAGCGGCCGAGCGGGGCUGAGCCCGCCGCCCGCCCGCAGCCCCCGGCCCGCGCUGGCCCCAGCCAUGGCGAAGCAGUACGAUGUGCUGUUCCGGUUGCUGCUGAUCGGGGACUCCGGGGUGGGCAAGACCUGCCUGCUGUGCCGCUUCACCGACAACGAGUUCCACUCCUCGCACAUCUCCACCAUCGGAAGCUGUUAUUCUGCAGAGGGAUGAGAGAACGACCUCCUACUAUGCGCACGACCUCCUACUAUGUGCACGUGCUUCACAUCCACUGCCUAAUUCGUAUCCCACAACAGCUCUUAGGAGGCCAGUGGUAUUGUCAUUCUACAGGCGUGGAUUUUAAGAUGAAGACCAUAGAGGUAGAUGGCAUCAAAGUGCGGAUACAGAUUUGGGACACAGCGGGGCAGGAGAGAUAUCAGACCAUCACAAAGCAGUACUAUCGACGGGCCCAGGGGAUAUUUUUAGUCUACGACAUUAGCAGCGAGCGCUCUUACCAGCACAUCAUGAAGUGGGUCAGUGAUGUGGAUGAGUAUGCACCAGAAGGUGUCCAGAAGAUCCUCAUAGGGAAUAAGGCCGAUGAAGAGCAGAAGCGGCAGGUGGGAAGAGAGCAAGGGCAGCAGCUGGCUAAAGAGUACGGCAUGGACUUCUAUGAAACAAGUGCCUGCACCAACCUCAACAUUAAAGAGUCUUUCACGCGGUUGACAGAGCUGGUGCUGCAGGCCCACAGGAAGGAGCUGGAUGGUCUCCGGACACGUGCCAGCAAUGAGUUGGCAUUGGCCGAGCUGGAGGAGGAUGAGGGCAAACCUGAGGGCCCAGCGAACUCUUCAAAAACCUGCUGGUGCUGAGGGUCCUGCGUGGAGCAGCCGCCAAUCCCCCUCCCCUCAGGAGGCCUGUGGCAGACAGGGAGUCCGGGCUUUGCCCUGCUUCUCCUCUCACUUGGGUGACCCUGUGGAAUACCAGUAGCUGCUACUCCCCUGCCUGGCCCUGAGAGCAGCCCCGCUGUCAUCUUUGAGCAGCCUCUGCCCCCAGCCCCUCCAGCCUGGAGUGGCUCCCUUCAGCCUGUUUCCCUGCCACGGGUCUGCUAUGAGCCCCCAGUACGCUAUGGGCACUGUCUCACCGCCCCGAGCUCCCCGGACAGUGGCCCAGUCUGGAGUACGGCCACUUUAAGGCCCCUUCUUUCUCAGUGCAUCUUGCCUCCUCUCUGCUUUUUCUCUCUUCCUCCCACUUCUCUUUCUUGUCCCCUUCCCCUCCAGUGUGUUUUGUAUCAAAGCCCCUCACACCUCUUUCCCUGUAUGUCCUCCUGUGUGGCUGCUGGUGCAGCUUCUUUCUUUCCUUUCUCCCUAACCCUGUCCAAGGGAAUGGACUCAGGCUCAUGGGGAUGUUCCAUAUUCUUCUUCUGGGAGAACCCCCCUGCUUUGUGAAGGGGCCAAAGCCUACAGGGUACUUCUUCCUAUCUUCCCUCCCCACCGUCGCUUCUCACGCCAUGGGCCUGCCUCACCAGUGGUCUGGGGAAAUGUACCUCAAGGCAGGAAGGAAACGCCAACCUGGUGGUCCUCAAGACUGGGGCUGUCCCACCUUUCCCUGCCUGCCCCCCCACCCCCCAGCUUGGGCCUUGCUUGGCCGCCUGCCCACCUGCCUCUUGGGGGAAGUGAGCUCAGAAGCAGGUGCUUCAGAGAAGAAAACAAAAUGUUGUGGGGAGGCAGGGAUAAGAAGUCACCUCCGUUCUCUACCUCCCGUGCCCCUUGUAUGCAGUUUCUCCCCACCUGGGCUCCUGAAUUUAAAGACAUGGACCGAGGCCUCAGGGCACUGCAGGGGCAAGGAAAGCCAGGGGCCAGCGAUAUUGACAAGCAAACCACACACCCCCAGAAAGAGGAGUGUCUGGAGAUGAAGGUCUAGCCCCUAUAUAUCAGGUUAAAGCAAGGGGGAGGAGGCCAGAGACGGCAUUGUGCACACCAGAGGGGAAUAUGGCAGAAGCAGAGCUCCCUGGGCCCCGGCUUCCCUUUCUGUGUAAGAAGGGCCUUUCCCCGCAACCCCCUGGCAAGUAAGAGGGGACAUAUCCACCCAACCCAGCCUUCAGCUCUCAAGGUUUCGCUGAGACUCAAAGUCUAUGGGAGAAGAGCUGUGACUUCAUGGGGAGAGAGAAAGAAGGCCCUGGGUAGAAAUGCUUGGUGCUGUUCUCUUCAGCCUUCCAGACAAAGUGCUCAUCUUGCCCCUCUAGCUCCUGGAACAGGAGCCACCGGCACUGUGGCUACAGGAGGAGGGAAGUGGACUCCCUCCUCCAGAGCUCUUCAUUCAGGAAGAAGUUCCUUUAACCCCACAUGGCCCAAGAGUGGCUUGAAGGAGGUGCUUUAAAGAAGGAACAAGUCAGUUAGCAGCCCUAGUAGGGUUCCUCCCCACCUUCCCAAGGAGGAGGCUCAUUCUUAAGCUACAUAUUAGCAGCAUCACAUGGCUAGGGCUGGAGCUAAGACAACACUGAACGUUCAUCAACUAAGGACCAAAGUCCAGGGCACACACAGGUGAAGGAUUAAGAGCCCCACUUCCUUAUUCCUCCCAAAAAAAAAAAAACAAACAAAAAACAAAAGUGGGGAAGAAAUGACCAAACCUUUCCUUCUGACUCUUAUCAGAGUAGGAGAGGGUAGCUCAGGAUGUAGGGACAGGGAUAGGUUAACCGUAGUGGAAGGAAAAGGAGGGCAGGAAUAGUUACAAAUUGUUAGCUAAUGAGAAAUUUAGAUAAAGACUCUUUAGGAUGAAGUCAUGACUAUGGCUGGGAUGCUUUCUUGAGGACUGACUCCUCAGGUGUUAGACACAGCAUCACACUGGGGGCAGGGAGAUGGUUAUGCCAACCCACAGUGUGCCCUCUGCCAGGGACUUCAGGGCGCUGGCUCCAACCUGGAUCAGUAUUGCAGCUUUCCCUGAGGAUCAGGCAGAGCACCAUUGCCUUUCUCUCCUAGCCCCCUUGGGACAGAGGGACUAUAUUUUUACUGUACCCUAGGGGUUCUGGAAGGGAAAGCAUAGGGUGGAGAUUCUAUGAACUGAUUAGCCCCAUCCCCAAGGGCCACAGCUGGGGAGAGGUAUGGGAGCCAGAGGGUUGAACUUUUAGGGUGCAGCUAUGCUCACAAGGAAUUGGAGUCGGCAUCUCACCCCUAAACUUCUCCAGUCCAAGAGGUGGCCUGGGAUCUGGCAUUAGGCCCAGAGUUUUGCACAGGUACUUCUGCCUGUUUACUUAUCACCUCUGCAUCUGCUGUCUUGAGAUUCAGCCCAGCCCCAGGCAUUUCCACCUGCUCCAGAGCCCCCACCAUCUCCCUGUGACGGGUGAACUUUGUGUACUGUGUCUCAGAACCAAUAUAUGACUUGUGAGCAGGGUUCAUCUAUUUUAAACACAGAUGUUUACAAAAUAAAGAAUAUUUCAAACCAGA
Messenger RNA from Acinonyx jubatus (cheetah), 3534 nucleotides. It is a transcript of the gene RAB15, whose product is annotated as RAB15, member RAS oncogene family. The record is from RefSeq and is a predicted model, not a curated record. Gene Ontology annotation, biological process: Rab protein signal transduction. NCBI's taxonomy places the organism in Eukaryota, Metazoa, Chordata, Mammalia, Carnivora, Felidae. The transcript is spliced from 8 exons. Gene Ontology annotation, molecular function: GTP binding; GTPase activity. Bases 328 to 963 code for a protein of 211 amino acids.